This is a messenger RNA of Knipowitschia caucasica, 2493 nucleotides long. NCBI's taxonomy places the organism in Eukaryota, Metazoa, Chordata, Actinopteri, Gobiiformes, Gobiidae. The record is from the annotation of a GenBank genome assembly.
AUGGGAGAGGCGACCCCAGCCCAGUCAUCCGCGGGGCCAUUCGCAUCAACGCUCGGGAUGGGACUGGGGUCUGCUGCCAGGGGAUCCGCGGUGCCACAGCUCCAUAAUGCCAUAGUGGAGCGUCUUCGCGCACGGAUCGAACUGUGCAGGAGACACCAUUCAACUUGUGAGAACCGGUACCAGCGCGUCCAGGCGGAGAGCACGGACCGAGAGCACGAAAACACGCUUCACCUGCUCAACAUCGUCCAUCAAGGCCCCGGGAACCGCAAGAGCAAGGGCAGCCGGGCAUCGCACCAACAACCGCCAGACUACAGCAGAGCCACGGGGGAGCACAAGGGGUCCGAGGCUGAGCAGAAGGUGUCCACGCGCAUUGCGCUCGGAUCGCUACGGAGGAAAAUUGAGGGUCAUGGAUCGAUGCAGACAGCCAAGCAGAACGGGCUUUUGGGAGGUUUCUCUGCUGCGGACUAUAAGCGGAUGCGUCUGGACUCCGGUCUGGGGCAGGGGCUGUGUAACAUGAACCAGUCCAUGCCAGGACCUUCUCUGAACAUGCAGAGGAUGAUGCCCCAUGGCGUCAGCUCCGACAUCUUCAACACAACUUUAAAAGAGAUGAAAAAGGAGCCCAUGGACAACCCGUCCUGUGGUCAAUCCCACAGCGAUAUGAUUUUCGAUUUUAAGGAUUUUAAAGAUUUCAAAGACGAAGGAGCCAGCAAUAUUGACCCGGAGCUGCAGGACUUAUUUGAUGAGCUCACUAAGUCUGUGCCUCCGCUCAACGACCUGGAGUUCGAGAAGAUGCUGAAGCAGGAUGACACUUUUGGUCUUGAUUUAGGUCGACCCAGUUCGGCCGGGGCAGCUGGCUCCCUGUGCUCUCCACUUGACAGGCCUAUAAAGCUGGAGCACUCCCCAGAUUUUGGCCAUGUUCACAGUUGCGCGUCGCAGCUUCGGCCCGCCUCAGCAGGCCCCUCUUUCACCCUGAGCGGUACAUCACCCAAUGGGACGUCACAGAAAAGCAGCUCUCAGGUGGGACCGCCCAGAUCUCUGCCCUGCUGGCCUGAGAUAUCCCAUGCAGAGCAGCUAAAGCAAAUGGCAGCAAACCAGCAUCAGCCAGGCUCAAUGCUCCAUCACCAGAGUCCAGGAGCAGGGAUGUCCUGGGCCUCAGCAGUUAACUCUUCCAGCUCCUCCUUCACACAGGACAAACUCUCCAGCCCACUCAGCGCACAGAGAAACAUCCCUCCAAAUAAAAACCUCAACAACUGUCUGUUCAAGUCCAACGGGCACGCAGGCGCUCACCCUCCUGACAUGAAGAUGCUGAACAUGAAGCCAUCGCUGCACUUCAGCCCGAAAGCAGGCCCUCAGCCUAUGUCCAUGCCCAGUGCCAUGGCCAAGACCCCAGCACAAGCCCAGCAGCAUCAGCAGCAGAGGCAGCAGGCACCUUCUCCAAACCAGAGCCAGACACACAGCAGCCUCCACUUUCAGGACCAUAUCACAGGGCCUCUCUGUCUUCCCAACAAGGCCUCACCGCCGCUGGGAGGAGGACCAUUCAAACCGUCACAGCCGAGACAGGCUGGUCCCACGUGUCCAAAGCUACAUAUGAACGGUAGUCUAGGAGUUAUGGGAACUUUGACCCAGCCCAGGCCUCCAGUCCCCAACAGCCAACAGAAGCUUCCAGUGAAGAACCAAGGCAUGCUGAGACCACUCCUCCCGCCGCAGCACGCCGCGGAGAAAGACGCACACGAACAGUUCAGCCGUCACCUGACCAGACCACCACCGGAGUACAAACUGCCCCGGAGCAUUGUGGGACUGAACAGGGGAAAUCCAUUCACAGGCCCUCCCUCCGCACAGCAAACCAGCAACGGCCCCGCGAGUGAGCUGCAGUCCAUGUCCUGCCAAAUCACCAGCACCCCAAAGACCUCCUCUUCUGACGACAGAUUCGGGAACUGUCUCCCCAACUCGUGUCUCAACCAAUUCCAGCCCAGCAGCAACUCCAACAAGCCUCACUUUUUGGGAAUGAAUUCACUGGGGAAUUCCUUUGGCCUGAACAAUGUACAGCACGGGAGACCUGAGAUGCAUGCAGGACAGGGCAGUUUAAUCUCUAAUGUGAACAUGGGAUGGGGGCCAGCGAAUAAACAGGUGACUUCUGGGAUGAGACGCCUCCCCAACCCGAGCCAAAUGGACAUGCCAAACCUCUCAUUCCAACAGCGGCAUUUAGGACCUCCAAAUCAGGUAGCGCCAGAUCUCGGCAUUCUGCGACACAACCCGACUUUAAGGGACAUUAACCCCAGGCCAAACCAGGCGAUCAUGAGCCAGUCCGCACUAAACCAGGCGUCUCCGGAACAAAGGGUCCCCGCGGCUGCGUUUGGAGAGCCAGGCGACAACACGGUCCCUGGCAUCAACACGGACUCGGACUUCAUAGAGUCUUUGCUCAAAUCUGGGUCAGGAAAUGAUGACUGGAUGAAAGAUAUAAACCUUGAUGAGAUACUGGGAAGUCAUACAUAA